This is a messenger RNA of Trematosphaeria pertusa, 2306 nucleotides long. Its product is annotated as multicopper oxidase. The coding region runs from base 449 to 2260 and encodes 603 amino acids. NCBI's taxonomy places the organism in Eukaryota, Fungi, Ascomycota, Dothideomycetes, Pleosporales, Trematosphaeriaceae. The record is from RefSeq and is a predicted model, not a curated record. Gene Ontology annotation, molecular function: oxidoreductase activity; copper ion binding. The transcript is spliced from 6 exons.
GUUUACCACGUCGCCCUCAGCACUCCCGCCACCGCGCCUGCGAUUCCCGAGAGACCUCCCCGCGCCUUCCAUUUUUGGGAGCCAUGGAGUGCCCGCGGUAUCCAAAGUCCAGGGCCAUGACCGCGAUCGCCCAUGGCAUCCCCGGUCACCGGCACGCACGAGUUCUCAUUGCCCGGAACCAGGAACGCCAACGCGAAGCUGAGAGAGCACGUGAGCCACGUGAGCGCUAUUGUACUCCUCUUCUUCGGCAUGUAGCACGCGUCCCAAGAACCUGGGCGUUGGCGGGCAAGGGUGCGUCGAAAAAGUUGUGGCGCUAGCUACCCUGGUACGGUUCUCUGCGAAUUUACUACCUAGGUAGGGAGCUCCGGCACCCGAGCCGUCAGCGCUUUAUAGCUUGCAAAGGCGCCAUUGCUGGAAAAGAGGAUCGUCUCCUUGCACUGACGAAGUCAUGGGCUGCUUUGGAAGACUCGUGGGCUUUGGCGUUUGCCUUUUGGCGCUUGCUUGGGGGAGCACAGCAGCGAGACCUAGGCCGAAGUGCAAGCAUGGCCCGCAUUCGCGUGGUUGCUGGAAGGAUGGGUUUGAUAUUCAUACCGACUAUGAGGUGGAAAUUCCACCUGGGAAGUUGGUUGAGUACGACUUCACGGUUUCAGAAGCGGUGAUGGCGCCGGACGGUUACCUGACCAACAUGACUGUGGUCAAUGGCCAAUUCCCCGGUCCCACCGUAGAAGCUGAUUGGGGCGACACCGUCCGAAUUACGGUCCACAAUAACCUAACGAACCACAAUGGGACCGCGAUUCACUGGCACGGUAUUCGAAUGUUUGAGACGAACUGGCAAGAUGGAGUUCCCGGUGUUACACAGUGCCCUUCGAAGCCUGGCGAUACACAAGUUUACGAGUUCAGAGCUAUGCAGUACGGCACUGCAUGGUACCAUUCUCAUUACAGUCUGCAGUACACCAACGGCAUCUUCGGUCCUAUCGUAAUCCACGGCCCCUCCAGCAUGGACUACGACGUAGAUCUCGGCCCUUUGCUCAUUGGCGACUGGUACCACGCGGACGCGUUUUCGCUCUAUUGGCUCGAAAUCUUCACGCCUCAUGCUCCCAUUCCUCUGAGUACACUUAUCAACGGCCAAGGCGUCUUUGACUGCAAUCCUCGUAAUGACACGCGGUGUACGGGCAAGGCUAAAUACCAUGAGCUGGAGUUCAAGAAGGGCACGAAGUACAAGAUCGGCCUCGUGAAUACGGGAAGUCUGGUGACGCUGAAAUUCUGGAUCGAUGGGCAUAAGUUCACGGUUAUUCAGAACGACUUUGUUCCAAUUGAGCCGUACGAAACGGAUGUGUUGAUCGUGGGCAUAGCGCAACGUUACGAGAUCAUUGUGGAAGCGAACGCCGACUUCGAGCACGGCACUAAUUUCUGGAUGCAUGCCAACUACUGCGACGACGACACUUGGCCGAGCAAAGUUGGCAUCAUUCGCUACAACCCGCGAGACAAAGGCGAGCCAUACACACCGACCUCAGAAGAAGCACAGCACUACGGAUUCGGCUGCAUGGACCCCUCACCCAAAGACCUCACGCCUAUCGUACCGCGACAAGUAGGCAGGAACGUCAACGGCUUCUCUCCAUCCGACUACCUCAAAAUCGGGCUGCAAGCCUGGCCCAACGUCACUGACGAGAACUCGCUCAUCCACAAGUGGGUUCUCGGCAACAAGACCCAGCUCAUCGACUGGCGCGACCCAACCAUCAAACGCCUCACAAUCGACGACAAUAUGAACUUUCCCGAGGACACCGUGCCCCUAUUCCUCGACUACGACACUAACGAAUGGGUCUACUUCGUGAUCGAGAACAACUACACGCUCUCCGACGCCGCGCAACCGCAGACGAUCCCCCGCUCUGUCCACCCCAUUCAUCUCCACGGACAUGACUUCGUGAUCCUGGCUCAAGACCAGGGUCCUUUCUCCAAGGACGUGGUUCCGCUGUUGGACAACCCAGCCAGGAGGGACGUCGUGAAUUGUCCGAUUGACGGCUAUGUUUGGAUCGCGUUCCAGAUUAAUAAUCCGGGCGCGUGGUUGAUGCAUUGCCAUAUCGCGUGGCACGCGAGCGCGGGGUUGAGCUUGCAGUUUAUUGAGCAGCCUGGGAAGAUCAAGCCGCUGAUGGAGAAGGCGGGAAUGCUGGGGCAGUUGGGGGAUAGGUGCGAUGGUUGGACGGAGUAUUAUAAUACUACGAACAUUCCUGGGGGGGUUUUGCAGGAUGAUUCGGGGAUAUGAGAAAGGGAUCGAGCUGGAUGGGAAUGGCAUUACUUUGUUGCCUAAU